CCGCGUGUGUGAUUGCAGCGGCGCGGAGCUCGAGGUAAAGAGGUGCUGGCGCCGCGGGGCUGGAGACCCAAACAUGGCAGCCCUGGAAGAAAGCUUCCCCCGAGGGGGUACAAGAAAGCCCCACAAAUCAGACAAAGCUUUCCAGCAGUCAGUUGAACAAGACAACUUAUUUGAUAUUUCUACUGAAGAAGAAUCCACCAAAAGGAAGAAGAGCCAGAAAGGGCCAGCAAAAACAAAAAAGUUGAAAAUCGAAAAGAGAGAAAGCAUCAAGUCUGUAAGAGAGAAAUUUGAAAUCCUGAGUGUUGAGUCCCUAUGUGAGGGAAUGCGGAUUUUGGGUUGUGUGAAAGAGGUAAACGAACUGGAACUGGUGAUCAGUCUCCCCAAUGGCCUCCAGGGGUUUGUGCAAGUGACUGAAAUCUCUGAUGCCUAUACCAAAAUGCUGAACGAACAGGUGACCCAAGAAGAACCUCUGAAGGACCUACUCUGCUUGCCUGAACUUUUCUCACCUGGAAUGCUGGUGAGAUGUGUGGUGAGCAGUGUGAGCAUCACAGAGAGGGGCAAAAAGAGUGUCAAGCUAUCUCUGAACCCCCAAAAUGUCAACAGAGUGCUGAGUGCUGAGGCCCUGAAGCCUGGCAUGCUGCUCACAGGCACUGUGUCUAGCCUGGAAGACCAUGGCUACCUAGUAGACAUUGGUGUUGGUGGUACCAGAGCUUUUCUGCCACUGCUGAAAGCCCAGGAGUACAUCCGACAGAAGAACAAAGGUGCCAAACUGAAGGUGGGUCAAUACCUGAACUGCAUCAUUGAAGAGGUGAAGGGCAAUGGAGGAGUUGUCAGUCUGUCUAUAGGUCAUUCAGAGGUUUCUGCAGCCAUUGCUACUGAGGACCAAAACUGGACACUUAAUAACUUGCUACCAGGACUGGUGGUCAAAGCCCAGGUACAGAAGGUGACUCCAUUUGGCCUUAUGCUAAACUUCCUUACAUUCUUCAAAGGCCUGGUUGACUUUAUGCACCAGGAUCCUAAGAAGGCUGGAACAUAUUUCUCAAACCAAGCAGUAAGGGCCUGCAUCCUCUGUGUCCAUCCUCGGACCAAAGUUGUGCGCUUGAGCCUGCGCCCCAUCUUUCUGCAACCUGGGCGCCCGCUCAGUCGGCUCUCUUGCCAGCAUGUUGGAGCUGUGCUGGAUGACAUUCCUGUCCAAGGCUUUUUCAAUAAGGCCGGGGCCACCUUCAGGCUGAAGGAUGGGGCUCUGGCCUAUGCCCGGCUCAGCCAUCUCUCUGACUCUAAGAACAUCUUCAAUCCUGAGUCCUUCAAGCCAGGGAAUACCCACAAGUGUAGAAUUAUUGACUACAGCCAAAUGGAUGGACUGGCUUUGCUCUCUCUGCGGACGUCUAUUAUUGAAGCUCAGUACCUAAGAUAUCAUGACAUCAAACCUGGGGCAGUGGUAAAGGGCACAGUGCUGACCAUAAAGCCAUAUGGAAUGCUGGUGAAGGUGGGCGAGCAAAUGAGGGGCCUAGUACCUCCCAUGCACCUGGCUGACAUCCUGAUGAAGAAUCCGGAGAAGAAGUACCACAUUGGGGAUGAGGUUAAGUGCCGGGUUUUGCUUUGCGAUCCUGAAGCCAAGAAGCUGAUGAUGACCUUGAAGAAAACCCUGGUUGAGUCCAAAUUACCUGCCAUCACCUGCUAUGCCGAUGGCAAGUCUGGUCUGCAGACACAUGGCUUCAUCAUCAGGGUCAAGGAUUAUGGCUGCAUUGUGAAGUUCUACAAUGAUGUGCAGGGACUGGUGCCCAAGCAUGAGCUCAGUGCCCAGUAUAUCCCUGACCCAGAGAGGGUCUUUUAUAUUGGCCAGGUGGUGAAGGUUGUAGUGCUGAACUCUGAGCCGUCCAAGGAGAGGAUGCUCUUAUCCUUCAAGCUGUUGAAUCAUCCAGAAUCAAAGAAAGAGCAUGCCGGACACAGUCAGAAGAAAAGAGGAGGUGUUAAUGUUGGACAGUUGGUGGAUGUGAAGAUUUUAGAGAAGACCAAAGAUGGGCUGGAGGUGGCCAUCCUGCCCUACAAUAUCCCUGCUUUCCUCCCCACGCCUCAUCUAUCGGACCACGUUGCCAAUGGCCCACUGUUACAUCACUGGCUCCAAGCAGGUGACACCCUCCACCGAGUCCUCUGUCUGAGCCAGAGUGAAGGACAUAUUCUUCUUUGCAGGAAGCCAGCUUUAGUCUCCACAGUAGAAGGUGGCCAAGAUCCCAAGAACUUCUCAGAAAUCCAUCCUGGAAUGAUACUCAUUGGUUUCGUGAAGAGCAUCAAGGACUAUGGUGUGUUCAUCCAGUUCCCCUCGGGUCUUAGUGGACUGGCCCCCAAAGCUAUCAUGAGUGACAAAUUCGUGACCUCCACAAGUGACCACUUCAUUGAGGGGCAGACAGUGGUUGCGAAGGUGACCAGUGUGGAUGAGGAGAAGCAGCGGAUGCUGCUGUCACUGCGGCUUUCGGACUGUGCUCUGGGGGACUUGGCCACCACCAGCCUCCUCCUCCUGAGCCAGUGCCUGGAGGAGCUGCAGGGUGUGCGCAGCCUCAUGAGCAACCGAGACUCUGUGUUGCACCAGACGCUGGCUGAGAUGACCCCAGGAAUGUUCCUUGACCUGGCAGUGCAGGAGGUGUUGGAAAAUGGUUCUGUGGUGUUCAGUGGGGGCCCAGUGCCUGGCCUGGUCCUGAGAGCCAGCAGAUAUCAUCGGGCAGGGCAGAAGGUGGAAGCUGGGCAGAAAAAGAAGGUCGUAAUCUUACAUGUUGAUAUGUUGAAGUUGGAAGUGCAUGUUUCUCUUCGCCAGAACUUGGUGAAUAGAAAAGCUAAAACGUUGAAGAAAGGCAGUGAACACCAGGCGAUUGUGCAGCACUUGGAAGAGUCCUUUGCUGUUGCCUCCUUGGUAGAGACCGGCCACCUGGUAGCUUUCUCUCUGACCUCUCAUCUUAAUGACACCUUUCGCUUUGACUCGGAGAAGUUACACGUGGGACAGGGUGUCUCCCUAACCCUCAAGACCACAGAACCUGGAAUGACUGGUCUUCUUUUGGCUGUUGAGGGGCCAGCUGCUAAGAGGACCAUGAGACAGACUCGGAAGGACUCUGAGACAGUUGAUGAGGAUGAGGAAGUGGAUCCAGCUCUGGCUGUAGGGACUGUAAAGAAGCACACCCUGUCCAUCGGGGACAUAGUCACCGGGACUAUCAAGUCCGUUAAGCCCACCCAUGUGGUUGUGACCUUGGAAGAUGGCAUCAUUGGCUGUAUCCAUGCCUCCCACAUUCUAGAUGAUGUUCCAGUGGGCACCUCUCCUACGACCAAGCUGAAAGUUGGGAAGACAGUCACUGCCCGAGUGAUUGGCGGGCGAGACAUGAAGACAUUCAAGUUUCUCCCAAUAAGUCACCCCAGAUUUAUUCGAACCAUCCCGGAGCUGAGCGUUCGGCCAAGUGAAUUGGAGAAGGAUGGCUACACUGCUCUUAACACUCACUCUGUUAGCCCCAUGGAGAAGAUCAAACAGUACCAGGCUGGUCAGACUGUGACUUGCUUCUUAAAGAGGUACAAUGUGGUUAAGAAAUGGCUUGAGGUGGAGAUUGCACCGGAUGUCCGAGGGAGAAUUCCCUUGUUGCUCACUUCUCUCAGCUUCAAGGUUCUGAAGCAUCCAGAUAAGAAGUUCCAGAUUGGCCAGGCCCUGAGGGCCACUGUGGUGGGGCCAGAUUCCUCCAAGGCCUUCUUAUGUCUCUCACUCAUAGGUCCUCACAAGCUUGAGAAAGGGGAAGUGGCCAUGGGCCGGGUGGUGAAGGUGACUCCCAAUGAAGGGCUGACUGUCUCCUUCCCCUUUGGGAAGAUGGGAAGAGUCAGUGUAUUUCAUGUGAGUGACUCCUACUCUGAGAGGCCCCUGGAGGACUUUGUCCCCCAGAAGGUUGUCCGAUGUUAUGUCCUGUCCACUGCAGACCAUGUAUUGACCCUGUCGCUGCGAGCGUCCAGAACAAACCCAGAGACGAAAAGCAGAAUAGAAGAUCCGGAGGUUAACUCCAUCCAGGACAUAAAGGAAGGGCAGCUCCUGCGGGGCUACGUGAGGUCCAUCGAGCUGGAUGGUGUGUUGUUUGGCCUUGGCUCCUCGGUUGUGGGUUUGGCCCAGUACCCACAUGUCUCCCAGUACAGCCCAUCCAAGAAAGCCCUUUAUAACAAAUACCUCCCUGAAGGGAAGCUGCUCACAGCCAAGGUCCUAAGCCUGGACCAGCAGAAGAACCUGGUAGAGCUGUCGUUCCUCCCCAGUGACACUGGGAAGCCGGAUGUAUUUCCUGCCUCCCUGGAACUGCCACUUGUAAAGCCGGAAGAGGGGAAAAUAGAGACCAAGAAGAGAGACCAAAAAGGAAAAGAGGAGAAGAAGAAGAGUCAGAAAAGGAAAGAGCAGAAGAACCAGAAGGGGCAGGAGGAGGGGAAGCUGCGCAGCCAGGAGAGAGAAGCUCCCCAGCAGCCACAGAUGAAGAGGCAGGGCAAGCGGGAGCGCCGGGAGUCGGGAAGUGAACAGGACAGAGGGAACAAGAAGCCAAAGAAAGCUGGCUCGUCAGAGGAGGACGACAGAAGGGUGGAAGUGUACUAUCGGGAAGGAGAGGAGGAGGUAGAGGAGACGAGUGUGCCGCCCAAGGAGAAGCAGACCAAGCCAGCAGAAGCACCACGGCUGCAGCUGUCCUCAGGCUUUGUUUGGAACGUGGGGCUAGAAUCUCUGACCCCGGCCUUGCCACCUCGAGGAGAGAGCUCAGACAGCGAGGAGGACGAGAAACCACACCAGGCCAUGCAGAAAAAGAAGAGCAAGAAGGAAAGGGAGUUGGAGAAACAGAAGGCAGAAAAAGAGCUGUCCCGCAUCGAGGAGGCGCUGAUGGACCCUGGGCGACAGCCAGAGUCAGCAGAUGACUUUGACCGACUCGUGCUAAGCUCCCCCAACAGCUCCAUCCUGUGGCUGCAAUACAUGGUUUUCCACCUGCAGGCCACGGAGAUCGAGAAGGCCCGGGCCGUGGCCGAGAGGGCCCUGAAAACCAUCUCCUUCAGAGAGGAGCAGGAGAAGCUGAACGUGUGGGUGGCACUGCUGAACCUAGAAAACAUGUAUGGCUCUCAGGAGUCCCUGACCAAGGUCUUUGAGCGGGCCGUGCAGUACAAUGAGCCUCUCAAGGUCUUUCUCCAUCUGGCUGACAUCUACACCAAGUCAGAGAAAUUCCAGGAAGCUGGUGAACUCUACAACCGGAUGCUGAAGCGUUUCCGCCAGGAGAAAGCUGUCUGGAUCAAAUAUGGCGCCUUUCUCCUGCGGAGGGGCCAGGCUGGGGCCAGUCACCGCCUGCUGCAGCGUGCCCUCGAGUGCCUGCCUAAAAAGGAGCAUGUGGAUGUGAUUGCCAAGUUUGCCCAGCUUGAGUUCCAGCUGGGAGAUGCAGAGCGGGCCAAAGCCAUUUUUGAAAACACGCUGAGCAUCUACCCAAAGCGCACAGAUGUCUGGUCAGUCUACAUUGACAUGACCAUCAAGCAUGGCAGCCAGAAGGAUGUCAGGGACAUCUUUGAGCGUGUCAUUCAUCUGAGCCUGGCCCCCAAGAGAAUGAAGUUCUUCUUCAAGCGCUACCUAGACUAUGAGAAGCAACAUGGCACUGAGAAGGACGUGCAGGCAGUCAAGGCAAAGGCCCUGGAAUACGUGGAGGCCAGGAGCUCAGUGCUGGAGGACUAGUGGCAGUGACUAGUGCCCCGCCAGACACUGUCAGCAGUGGGUUGGCCAGCCCCGCCUCAGGCGCCUGGGCACUUGGAAAACCCUGUUGCCGGAGGACUCUAUUUAAGUGCUGCUUUUUCUGCAGCAUCCUUUGAGUAAUCCUGUCAGGAUGAAGAAUUUGAGAUUACUUUUAAUUCC
Messenger RNA from Galeopterus variegatus (Sunda flying lemur), 5881 nucleotides. RefSeq names its product programmed cell death 11 (gene PDCD11). The record is from RefSeq and is a predicted model, not a curated record. Gene Ontology annotation, cellular component: nucleolus; nucleus; small-subunit processome. The transcript is spliced from 36 exons. Gene Ontology annotation, biological process: rRNA processing. NCBI's taxonomy places the organism in Eukaryota, Metazoa, Chordata, Mammalia, Dermoptera, Cynocephalidae. Bases 74 to 5704 code for a protein of 1876 amino acids. Gene Ontology annotation, molecular function: RNA binding; protein binding.